GUCGUGAAAUGAAGUUCUUUUGGGUGGUCCUAUUGGUCACUUCAGUGCUGGGUCAAUUCACCAAGAACCUAUACCAAUUUUUGAUCCUCAAUCAUGACAAUACAAAUGUUAUUGCUUCGCCUCUCUGCGUUGAGAUCGGCUUGAGUAUGAUCCUAAUGGGAGCUGAAGGAAAAACAGCAAGAGAACUAAGGAGAGCGCUGGUUCUGCCACAGGAUAAAAAGGAAGUGGCCAGCAUAUACGAUGAGCUUCUGACUUAUCUCGAAAAACGUAAAAAUGUUGCCAUGCUGCUAAUGGCAAAUCGAUUAUUCGUCAACGAAUCAUUCCGAAUUAAUAAGGAGUACAAUGAGCAAGUGAAGAAAUCCUUCAGAGCCGAGGCAGAGGCUAUUAACCUAGCCGAUCAAACGAAAGCAGCCUAUGCCAUCAGCGAUUGGGUCCUUGAUCAGACACUCGAUAAUAUAAAAGGUGUAGUUUUGCCACGUAACUUGGCACCCAAUGAAAGUGUGGUUCUUGUGAACGUCGCUUUUCUUAAAGGAUACUGGAAAACCAGGUUUGAAAGAAAAAAUACCGAGCUGGUAAGAUUCGGUAUAUCCGAACACAAAAGAGUUUUAGUCAAAAUGAUGUCUCAAGUGGGUAGAUUCAGAAUGAAUAAUUUGACUUAUGGCCAAAUCAUUGAGCUGCCAUUUGCCUACUCAAACCUCUCUAUGAUAAUCGGCCUACCCCGGCAUAUCAAAUGGCUGAGAUGGGUGGAGAAGAAACUUGAAGUGUACUCCGAGUCCAUGGAAGAAGUGCUAGUACAUGUGCAAUUGCCAAAGUUUAGGAUCGAAUUUCGCACAGAACUUGUUGGCAUUCUCAAAAGGAUGGGCAUAAGGGAUCUGUUCACCGAUUCCUCGAACCUUGGCGCUCUACUGGAGGAACCUGUUGCCAGAAUUAGUCAGAUAAUUCACAAAGCAUUCAUAGAGAUAAACGAAGAAGGAGCCUCGGCAGGAGGCGCCUCUGGAGGAUCUGACCCACCUGAUUCGUUUUUUUUAAGAUCCACCAAGCUUGUCUCUAAUAAUCCGGAUGAUUGGCAAUCCUUUAAAGCCAGUCAUCCAUUUGCCUUCGUAAUUCGCGAUAAGAAAACCAUAUACUUCCGGGGACGUGUCUUUGAUCCUGAGAUGAACAGCGCAAUAAAAAUAUAAAAUUAAUUAUUAUGUAUAAUUUGUUGGUUUCAAUAAAAAAGGAUAAUCGAGCUUUUAGUUAUCG
Molecule: messenger RNA, 1242 nt
Organism: Drosophila rhopaloa
Lineage: Eukaryota; Metazoa; Arthropoda; Insecta; Diptera; Drosophilidae
Product: serine protease inhibitor 42Dd
Exons: 4
Coding region: 9-1178 (389 amino acids)
Molecular function (GO): serine-type endopeptidase inhibitor activity
Source: RefSeq, a predicted model, not a curated record